Sinocyclocheilus grahami is the source of this 3409-nucleotide messenger RNA. RefSeq lists its product as uncharacterized. The record is from RefSeq and is a predicted model, not a curated record. The transcript is spliced from 10 exons. Gene Ontology annotation, molecular function: catalytic activity. Bases 393 to 2993 code for a protein of 866 amino acids. Lineage: Eukaryota; Metazoa; Chordata; Actinopteri; Cypriniformes; Cyprinidae.
AUCACCUCACUUACUUAAUGUGUAAGAAGAGGACUUUCGUAGCUCUUUGGGGUGCUUCCUUUAAUCUCACACAGACAUCUUGAGGCGCAGCAUGAAGAGGAAACCACCAGCACUUUAGAUUGCAGUCUCAAGGUACAACUAACACCUGAGAUUUUUGAGACUGCAUACACAGAUGAAGGAUAGGAGUGUGUUUCAUGUGAUAUUGGAGUAUUCUACGAAGAGGUCCACACCCAAAAGUUCAGUCUGUACAGACAGAUCUGAGGUCAGAACUCUUGUCAGGGCUCAACUUGACAGCUGAAUCAACGCAAGUGUCUUGUCCCAUAGACAUUAUCCUGAGACAUACAAGAACUUACUAAGCUGAGGAUCGUUGGUCUGUGAGAGCAGAUCUGUCAAUGGCUUCACCGACCAUAAACUUCAUCACUUGGAAUGUUAAUGGACUUAAACAAAACAGAGAUCAAAAAUUUCAAGAACUACAAAAUGCAGACAUUGUCUUCUUACAGGAGACGCACAUCGGAACAGGAGACGAACAUCUAGAAGACUAUAAAGAUGAGUGGUAUAUUUACUUUACAAAGUACACCUCCUGCAGCAAGGGAACAGCAAUACUAGUGAGGAGAAGACUAGAGUUUGAGCACAUAAGUGAUGAAAAAGAUAACUGUGGAACUUAUGUUGUGCUGAAAUGUAAACUGAAAGGUCAGCCGUACACUCUGGUUAGUGUUUAUAACCAUGAAACAGACACAAGAACCCUUGAUAAACUUUCAAGUUACCUGCAGUCAAUGACCACAGGGCUUCUGGUGAUUGGUGGAGAUUUCAACACAGUUCUCAAUCCAUUUAUUGACAAAAAAUGUAAUACAAGCAAGAAGAUAAAGAACGGAAAUCAACGUAAACUGCUCUUAUUUGUGAAAAAGUUCAUGAAAUCUCUUCAGCUGGUUGAUGUCUGGAGAAGAAAGAACCCCAUAAAGCAGGAUUAUACAUACUACAUAAAAGACUCUCCUGUGUCCAGACUGGAUUACUUCUUUGUUCCAGAAGAAUGUAUGUGGCGUGUCAGAAGUUGUGACAUUAGAAACUCAGAGAGGCCCGACCAUUGGCCUGUGUCUUUAGAGAUCAACAACAUCCCCACAAUGCCUUUUCAGAAAUAUCGCCAGAUAAAAACAAUCUUCCAAUGGCUGAAUCUAAAACAGCAUCUUUUUACAGAUGAGGCGGGUUCAUCACUAGGUGAAGAAAGCUCACAGGCAGUCAGUGAGGUUGACAUUUUCUCAGCUGUAAAUUCUCUUCAAGUGUCAGACACACCGAGACCAGAUGGCAUCCCAGUUUCCUUCUAUAAAGACAACAUUCAGGAUCUAAUUCAAUAUAUAAAGAUGCUCUAUGACAGAAUCCACAGCGGUGCAUUUAACUGCUCUGAGAAACACUUUAAUGAAACUGUGAAAAGUCCCCAUGACAAUAGUCAACACUUCUUUAACGUUGAUUACCUCAUCAUUGCUACCAUUCUGGCAAAACGUCUAGGUGAUUACUUGGAGUCUCAGUCAAAGGAUCAUGCACCAAAAGAUUCAGCUACUGUCAUGAUCACUCCCAAAACAUUCUGCACUGAGAUGAGGUUGUCUCAUUUUCAGGAUGAAAUAGAAAAGCAAAAACGGUCAAACCCAAAUCUGUAUCAGGAUUUCCUCAUUGUGAAAAACCUCCUCAGAGAUGCACCAGAAGUAGAUACUGAAUCUGUAGCUGUUUCAAUCGAGAGAGACAAACUGCUGGAUCAGGGCUGCCCUUUGACCCCAGUUCUCAUUAUGCUGGCUCUGAAAUGCUUUGGCUCUGCAUUAGCUGGACAUUUAAAACGGCACGACAUUCUAGUUUUCAAAGACAGCGUAAUACUUUGCAUCCAACCUGAGGACCUUGAAAAAGUAUUAGCUGCUGUGAGGGAAAGAGCUAAUGAAGUGUUUUACAUUGAGGAAUUAUACAGAGGAAAUGUUAAUGAUAAACAAUUAAAGUGCUUGGGAAAUGAGUCUAUGGCCGAGGAUUGUAACAAAAGACUGACCAUGUAUGCAGUUGUUACUCUGCAAGACUCAGAUGAGGUGAUGGUGGUAGCAUCAAACUGGCUGAGCCUCGACAAGAAACAAUGUUACUGGCCCCCAUUCAAAUCACCAGACAAGUGCACGGAAGCUGUUCAGAACAGAAUUAAAGCUGAAACAGGAGGGAAACCAUGGGAGAAACUAAACAUUAGCUUUCACAGAGAAUGUGUCACUUUUGAGAAGGCAAAAGAGGAGCAACAAGAAAUUAAAGUACGGAAAGAACAGCCAUAUCUAUUAGCCACUAGAUUCCCUGGAAUGCUAAAAAGACAAAGACUUGAAUGCCCUCAAGAAAUGUUAAAUCAACAACUUCCUCCUGCACCAUCUGCAUCUACAUCCAGAAUGUCAGCUGAUGACAAGGAUGAGUUCCUCCAAAUGCUGAGAGACAUCAAGAGCACAGUUCAGGAAAACUCUGCUAUGUUAAAAAAGCUACUAAAAGACAAUACGGUUUCUGAGGUCCCCAGCAGUACCAGCAUUCCUCAUAAAGACGUUAAAACAAACCUAAAACUGCCUCUUAGAACCAUUAAAGAUGUGGCCAUGACUGAAAGACAGCUCACAAAGAAUGCAACAACACGCCAAAAAUAUAUAAGAUAUCUGUCAAGACUUGGAGGUUUUGGGCAAAAGGAUGUGAUUAAGAAUAUUAUGCGGCAUGUCCUAACAGAUGAUCUGGCCACAAAGUUUAACUGGCAGGGGAGAGGAAAUAAAAAGCCCUUCUCUAAGCUUAUUUUAACAGAUGUGAUCAGAGAGGCUGCAUCAAAACAAAGUGUAAUGAGGAAAGACUGUGAAGCUGAAAUAAAAAAUUAUUUGUGGUCCAUAGCUGAUCGAAUCGGUCGGAAUAGACCAAGAGAUUGUGGAGGUCUGACUUCAGAUGUGACUUCUCCCACACUGCUGGACAGUGGCUUCCAGUCAGUGGCUGGAAUGUCUUUUGCCACUACUUAAUUUAAUGCAUUAGUGCAAGUUAAAGAUUCCAAUUGAUUCAUUUAAUUAAACAUUUUAAGUUUUAAACAUUUUUAAUGAGUUGUCCUGACAUCUUAAUGUUGAUAAUUACAUCAACGUAAUACUGUGAUUGUUUUGUUGUUUUUUUGUUUUGAGUGUACACAUUAAACAUUCAUUUUGUAAAGAACAGUAUGUGUACUAGCUUGCCACUGUGUACUUCAAAUAUUGGCUCUUGAGAUAAAAUGCUCAUAAUACUCAUAAUUUUUAAUCAGUGUAAGUGUAAAAAUAUAUGGUUAGGGUUAGGCAAGGGUUUUUAUACUGUGGUAAUAUAAGAAAUAAUUUAAGAUCCAUCAGCCUUUAGCUGACUGGAGGAAAUAAUGAAAAACAUGAUAAUGUGUUUCACUGUGGUAUCACUGCAU